GCAUGCUCCCAGGGCUGGGCUCGAGAAAAGCGCCUCAACCUUUAGUCCAGAGACUUCCGGGAGGCGAGAAAUGCGCGGUGGCAGGGUCGGAAGCAUGGGGGCCGGCGCCUAGUACUCGUUCCUUGGCGCGGCUUCAGGUCUCGGUUGGUGAACCGAUGAUUCUGUGGGAAGUCUUACGUCUGGUUACACUGUUUUCAAGUUUUCCAUGCGGCUAGAAGUCGCCUGGGAGAAAUCUGACACCAAUCAGCAGGUGGGGCCAUAGCACCUGCGCUAGCUCCUCCAUUUACAGAAAUUCUUCCCGGGCCUUCUAAGUUUGUUGACGACUUUUUGCUCCACCAUUUCUUCUAGCUGCUCUGUUCUUAAUCCCUUUGCAGCCGCGCACCCCUCCCUUCACGCCAUUAUGUAUGACCGGGCUCCCCGUGUGCUUAGAUUGGCUGAAGGUGGCAGCACUGAGGAUCGUGUGGGUCCUGGAUCUUACCAGGUUCCUUACCCGAAGCAGCAGGCAACAGAUGGCUAUGCACCAUUCCUGUCUUUGACUGCCAGGGAAAGUACUUUUACUGUUGUCUCUAACACUGAGAAAGAUGUUCCAGGUCCAGGACACUAUAAUGUUUCAGAAAAGCAGUGUAAUAUAAAAGGAGGCCAAAGUCUACAAAACCGGGAAAAGCGUUUUAAGAAGUUUAUUUCAGAUGGUCCAGGGCCAGCAAGCUAUGAUGGAUCUUAUCCUGGAACACUGGCUGUCGUGAACAGGAAAACUCCGGAGGCUAAAGAGCGUCUUCAGUCAAAAAUGUCAAGGGCACUUACAGUUUCCAGAAGUGUUUAUGUUCCUUCAAUUCCUUUUGGACGGUCAUACGGUUAUGAUAUUAAUGAGGAUGACAGUAUCGUAAAACAUUUACCACCUGCCAGUGACAGCACCCUAGGUCCAGCAUACUAUAAGCCUCAAAUUGAUUUUUCCACUGCAACUUUGAAAUACAAGGGGAUACAUUUUGGCAACUCUUUGGGAAGACUCCAAUUACCUAUAACGUCAGGGCCUGGUCCUGGACAGUAUGAUAUAACCCAGAAAAAGUCACCUCGUUAUGAAAAUGUAAACAUCAAGAAAGAUCAACAGCAAAAUAGUUGCUCAAAUCUCCGACGACUUUAUGAAGUAAAAAUAUUGAAGGAGGAAAAAGAGGGAGUACCAGGGCCAGGAAAAUAUGACAUUAAGAGUCAAUUUCAGAAGAAUAAACGUGUGACAUCAAAUGUGAAUGAUGCAUCACCUGCUUUUCUUUCUCAAUCCCAGAGGUUUGUCCCUAUGAAAUCAAUCACUCCAGCUCCUGGCACAUACAAUGAAUCUCGAACUGCUUUCAAGCCCUUGAAGAAAACGUUAGGAUUGAAAAAUACCUCAUUUGGUCAAAGUGCUGCUCGAUUCACACAAGACUCUAAGACAGAGAAAAUGCCAGGUCCUGGGUUUUAUAAUAUCCAAAACAAUACAUUCAUCGACAACUUUAGCAAUACCUACUGGAAGAAACCAAAGAAAAGUGCAUUUGGUUCUACUGUUCCUCGGACUCUCUUCCUGGUUCAGAAAGAAGAUUAUACUACUCCUGGGCCUGCUGAUUAUAAGGUCCCUGAAAUUUCUGAUGAACUACCCAACUUGACUAAUCGAUAUGCUGCUUUCUUGUCAAGAACAGAAAGAACUACUAAAGUAUCAGAUGUGGGUGUUCCAGCACCAGGUGCCUAUGAUGUUCAAAAAUCAUAUGAGAUGUCUCAAAUUCAACAUAAAUACAUGCCGCCUCGUACUUUUGUGGCUAGAAUAAAACAUGCCUCCUUUCUUAGCACAACACCUAGGUGCCUGGACAAAGUGGAUGAUGGGCCAGGACCUACAACAUACAAUCCUGUUUUUAAGAAAUCCUGCUUCAUACCCUCAUUUGUUAAAGCAUCAAAGCGUUUUAAAGAUUCCAAAGAGAUUACUCCUGGUCCAGUGACAUAUGAGGAAGAAAGGAUGAUGGAUAGGUCGCAUUCUCAGGAUCGCGUUCACUGUCAGGGAGAACAAAAGCCAGGGAGGCGGGAAGCAGCGGAAGACAGAGCGCAGUGGGAUACAGGCGCGCCUUUUCCAGAGGAGGAGACGAAUGUCCUCAUUGCCGCGGCGCCCUGCAUCUCCUUGGUCAUUAGUGUGGCAGGCCUGUGAUUGACGACGUGACAUGGGACCUGUUGUGGGGCUUCUCUCCCCUCCUGUGAAACUACUACGGUGUCCUUUAAAUAGUAUAUGGUUAUCCAAUGUGUCAGUGCACCUGCCUUCAUGUCUCAAUCUAAGCUAUACUGGUAAUGACAGAAAAUCACACCACUUGUAACAGGGAAGCUGAUAUUAAAGUUUCAUUGCUGCGCUAACUGCAGUUCUCGGCAGUGGUUUCUUAUGUAAUAAUAGGCAAGGUUAAGAAUAAAUUUAUCAGAAUAAGAGAAAAGAGUAUAAGGUGAGCUCUCACUCGGGCUCAGAGGAACGCUCUGUGGUCCACAGCUCAUUGUUUUACUUAUAUGCUUUCUCUAGUUGCACUAUUUAGAUUAAAAAGGAGUCUCAGAGUUCUGUUUCAAGAAAUGCUAUAUUAUAUAAACUAUCUGAAUAAUUAUUUCAAUACUUGAGCAAAAUAACUGAAUGAGCAAAUCAUGACUAAGCACUGAUUCCUCUUUAAUAAUUGUUUGAAAAUUAUUGAAUCUUUCAGGAACUGCUGGAAAAUUAUAUUUUAUUUAAUUCUAUAUUUAGGCUUAUUAUUAUUAAUUAAUUUUGUCCAUGUGGGAGUUUCUUGAGAAAACCACUGGAACCACAAGGAUGAAACAUAUCUAAUGUUAUGAAAACAUGUUAAAUAUUUUUAAAAUGAAUUCUUAAGAUUAAGACUGUAAUUAUGCAUUGAAAGUGUUAUCAACAAUUUAGUUUGUUUUUCUUGGUUGAUAGGGUUUUAUUUUUAAUAUUAUAAAAGAUAUCUUUUUCUCUUUAAGUUUUAGUAAUAUAGUGAUUAUAAAAAUGUACUUUUCAUAGCAGUUGUCUAUAAUGAGAAGCCUUCCACACAUUGAGAAUAAAUUUAAUUGGUUAUAUAUUAAAUUUGGCUACAGCACAUGUAGAGUUGCUUUACUAUAACUAUUUUAAAACGGAUAACCUUAUUAGCAUUAUAAUGACUUAAGCAUCCAAAAGAAAAAUUACAAUGAAAAUUACAUAGAGCAUUAGUGUUAAUCAAGUCAAAACUACAUUCUAUCAGUAUGUUUCUGAUUUCUUUACUAUACUUCAGACUAUACUCCCAUAUCUGAUUCUAUAAGGUUUUAUCUUUCAUUGAAGCAUUAUUAGUCACUUCCUUCAGACCUAUAUCUAGUUUUAAAUACACUAUACAUAGACCGUAACCUAUGCAUCCUGGUGAUCUUUAAGAGUUCAUGAGCCAGGACACAAGAGAAUAUAUAUAUUUUGUUGACUAGCUAGGUCAGAGUUUGUGAAGUAUUUUCUUAACUAAAAAUCUGUUAGGUAAGAACCAAGAGGCCUGGAAAGAUCUUUAAAAUACAUUUAUUUAGUCUCUUCAUUUGCUAAAUAAUACAUUUUCUUCCCUUUUGUUUCUGAAGCAAUACUUGCUUCUUCUUUUUUCACCUCUUUGAUGGUGCUGUUUUCCAUGAGGUUUCCUUCUUUGCCUGCAGCUUUAUUAUCAGUCUACAGAUGGUUGCCCGAGUUCUAUCUUACCCUGAUUUCAUCUCAGAUAUCAUAACUUUAUUCUCAUGUUAUACCACUUAAUCUAACUUUUUAUAAUUCCCCUUUUCUUGUGAGAUUGUGUAUACACUUCUAGUCUUCUACUGAGGUCUGCUCCUGAAAUAAUGCUGAUAAAACAAACACUGUUCUCAGAGAAAGUCACAUACUGUUCUUUACCUGGAUGAUUUUAACAGGCUUCUAAUUCUGUUACCAGCCUCUGCAUAUGAUAGUCAGUCAUCUUUCUAAGGCCUGGAUCCACUCAUCUCACCCUCCUAUUGAAUGCUUUUUCUGGCUCUCCAUUUCCAACAUAGUGAAGUCCGAAUUCUUUGGCACAACCAUCAGAACAUUUCCGUCUGGACUGUCCAUCUUUCUAGCAUCUUUUCCUGACAGUUUCUUAUGGAGGACUGCUGCCUAUUCCAAGAAUAUGCCCUAUCUCUGUGUCUUUCUUCUUUUACUUUGGUUUUAACUGCUGCCUUGAAUGCUGUACUCACUUUUGUCCUCCUGAUACCCUUUUCCUUAUUUUUAAUUUUUUUUACAUAAAUUGACACAUACUACAUAUGCGCAACUGGGUCUUUUGACUUAAUUUUUUUUGAGAUGUAUUCAUGUCAAAAUAUGUAGAUUUUGUUUAUUAUUUGUACUUAUUGAUAACAUUCUGUUAUAUGAGUAAUUCAUGGGUUUUCAUUCUUCUAGUGAGGAACAAAUAGGUUGGUUUACUUUUUUUCACUUUGCAUAAAAAUACCACAAGCAAACAAUCUUGUUAUGGUAUCUUUGAGCAUAUGUGCACAAUUCAUUAAGUAAUUAAUGAAUUAGUUUCAAAUGGCUAAUCUGGAGACCUGUGGAGAGUAAUGAGAGGAUGGUACAAUGCAGACACCUGUCAUCAUUUCCCAAAGUUUCUUUACUUGAAAUGUCCUUGUAUGAAGUAUAAUUGUGUCAAAAUUCCCUUGUUAUGCUUGGUUUGGUAUGUAGUUAUAUGAUGCAAAUAAAUGUAAGGAAUGAAAGUUUUGAAAACCAUCUAUUAGUUGAUGUUUUUUCUGUGUCAUGUCAAAGUGUGACACCAUUUUACCUAAUAA
Molecule: messenger RNA, 4764 nt
Organism: Bubalus bubalis (water buffalo)
Lineage: Eukaryota; Metazoa; Chordata; Mammalia; Artiodactyla; Bovidae
Gene: STPG2
Product: sperm tail PG-rich repeat containing 2
Exons: 13
Coding region: 401-2161 (586 amino acids)
Source: RefSeq, a predicted model, not a curated record